Cryptosporidium ubiquitum is the source of this 3003-nucleotide messenger RNA. RefSeq lists its product as uncharacterized. Lineage: Eukaryota; Apicomplexa; Conoidasida; Eucoccidiorida; Cryptosporidiidae. The coding region runs from base 1 to 3003 and encodes 1000 amino acids. Gene Ontology annotation, cellular component: membrane; cis-Golgi network; COG complex. The record is from RefSeq and is a predicted model, not a curated record. Gene Ontology annotation, biological process: intra-Golgi vesicle-mediated transport; intracellular protein transport; Golgi organization. The transcript has a single exon.
AUGAAUGGUGACAUUAGCAUUUAUGGAGAUUCAAUUUCUCCAAAUAGGAGGUCUUUUUCUAUAACAAAUAAUUCAGUUAAUUUAAUUCCUGAAAGAAGCAUACAAACCCUACGUGUUAUAUCAGAUCGAUGUAAUAGACUAACUUUUGUUAGUGGUAUUGUGGUUCCUAAAAAACAAUAUUGUUCAGAAAUAUUAUCCAAUGAAACUUUUAAAGACUUGGGCAAUCAUUUAAAAAAUAUGAUCAACGAAGAUUUAGUUCAGAAUGAAUUCUGUAAGUUGGAAAUGAUCAAGAAUAGUUUUAAUCAUAUUAAAGACGAGUGGGACGAAAUAAGAAACAAAAACAUAGUCCAUAAAAAAAACUUAGAACAGCUUGAAUCCAGAAAAGUUGAUUUUAUUGGAAAUAUAACUUGUUUUCAGUCUAUAUGUGAUAAUUCUAUAUCUUUACUCAGAAACCUAGAGUCACAAGCAAGAAUAAUUGAGGAAUGUAUAUUUCCUUAUCAGCAGUAUACAAUUAUGUAUUAUAAACUACAGAAUGAUAAGUUUUCAAAUAAUUUAAAGGAGGUUUCUAACUGUUUCGAAAUAAUUGACAGCUCAAUUGUUUUUUUCCAAAACCAUACGGAAUUAAAACGCAAAGAUUAUUAUGUGGAUGGUUAUAAAAAAUUAAGAGUUAAGCUCUGUUGUAUAAUUAAAAAUACUAUGAAAAAUAUAUUAAAAGAUUGCCAAGUUAAAAACGAUGUGAAUGAAAACGAUGAUAUUACAGAUAUAAAUUCUCGUCCCAAUUACAAUUCAAAUAGAGAAAAUAAAGGUGAACACAAUAUUUUUUUGUAUUUUACACAAUUAAGAGCUAAAGGGAAACUCUUUAAUGAAUAUAUUAAAUUAUUAAUGCAAAGAUAUAAAGAGACUUUUCAAAAUGAAACUUACAGAUCUACAAUAGAAGAAAUGGAGAGUUACUAUAUUAACUUUAGGAUUUCUGACGAACACUGUGGGGUUAAGUCGUUUAUUAAGUUUGGUUCAAACAAACUAUAUUUUGGUAAAGAUUUUAAAAACUGUUUGGCACUGAAUAUUAAAAAUUUUACCAGGCUAGUAUUAAAUUAUUGCAAAUACGAAUGGAUGGCAUAUAAAUCGUUUUUUUGCUGUGAAGAAACUCGAAAUGGUAAGGAUGAAAAAAAAAUUUAUGAGAUUCAGAGAUUUAGCAGGGAGCUUGGAAAUAAAAUGAACAUUUCCAAAAGGAACAGUAUUGAAUUUAAUAAUUACUUUAGCUCACUAAUUGAAAAGUUUGGCAAUGAAUAUUAUAAUAAAUUAAUAUUGCACAUUAAAGAAACACAAAAAGAUCCGGAAUUAUUGAGAGAAUCAAUUCAAUAUCUGUCGCAAGACAUUUUGAAUAUCUCAAAUGAUUUAUAUCAGUCUGUUUCUUUUCCAGAUAUCUAUUUGUCUUCGCUUCUUCAUUAUAUAUUAAAGCUGCAAAACUCACUAGUCGAACAGUUGAUGUAUUCCACAGAAUUUUUUAUAAAAGAAAAAAUUCAAGAUUACGAAUUGAAAUUUGAAGAGUUAAAUUAUCCAGAAAUAUUGCAGAAAUUCAAUGCAGAUAAAAUAUUAAUAAAAAGCUUUAAAUCUCUGCAAGAUUCUGUUUCUGAUACAUUAAGUAUUCAACAAAAUUCAUCUAAAAUUUUAUUUAGUAAUAAUUCCAUGGAAGAAAUACCGAUAGAAAACUCAGUUCAAUCUAAAUGCAUAAACAAAAAUACAGAACAUCAUUAUAAAAGUGAAUUAUUAACAAAUGUUUCAUUUCCGCCUAAUACAAUUAGGCUUCAAUCUAAUAGUGAUGUAGAGGAUUGCCCAUUUGAUGAAGAUUACUUUGAGAAUGCUCAGGAUGAAUAUGGGCUAAAUAUUAUCGGUAGAAAUGAUGUUCCUUCAAAUGGGAUUGAUCAAAAACAAGUUAAGUCAAUCAACAUAAGUGUCGGAUGUUAUCCUGUUGUAAAGAACUCUUUAUUGGCUCUAUCGUAUAUUGACCAUAUGGUUCCUAAUUCCACUUAUUUAUUUUUAAAUAAAUUGAUUGUUCAAAAGUGUUGCGAUAAGUUACUUUCUGCUAAAGAAUUUAUAUGUAAUGAGUUGUACUUUAGUGAUAAAAUAUCAAGGAUAUAUCAUGGAAAUUUAUUCAUUAUUAGGAAUCUACUUUAUUUAAAAUAUGAGCUUAUUAAUUUAAGUAAAGAAAAUAGCCAAAAAGAUGGAUUCGAAGUUUUGGAAAGUGAUUUAUGUCAAUUAGACUGUAAUAAAAAUAAAUUUUCCAGCAAUGCAGAAAUAACUGAUUCAAACAAUCUUAUAAGUAAUUCCAAUCUUUUUUAUUCUAAGGCGACACUAGACUCAAUUGUUAAUAUUGUUGACGUUCUAAUCAAUUCAAACUUAGAAGAACUGAUUAACAACAUAUGUUCAAAUAUUUCUCUUCCUUUAACAAAAAUUGUACUACAAGUACAUCCCGAAAUCCAAUCUAGUGAUAUAAGUAAAUUACAAUGCACAAAUCACAAGUACAUUCGAGAAUCAACUGACUUGUUUUGGAAAAAUUUGGAACUUCAUAUAAAUUGUUAUAUUUUAAAGUAUAUGAACCUAUAUCUUUCUAUUGCAGGUAAGGAAGAAAUGGAAACAUUAUUUUCAUUGUUAAUUUCAGAAAAAUGCCCUUAUGAAGAGAAUUCAAAAAAAGAUAUUGGAAACAAACCUUUAAACGAACCCAGCAGUUUUGGUUCAAUUAAUAUUCUAAAUUCGAAUAGUUCUGAUUUGUUGGGAUGUGAAUAUGGUAAAGCAAAUCUAAACUCUAUCAUCUCUUUUUUACCAAACCCACUGUCAAUAUUUGUAUCCAUCAAGGAAAUUUUAAUUGGUGUAAUUUCUGAGUUUGACCAUGUAUUAAACAAGAGAUUAGGAGUUGAAAAAAGCAUUAUAGAAAAUGAAUUGGGUUGGAAAUUUCAAGACAUUAUAGACUUCUUAAUUUCAGUGGAAAAAAAACUUAGUGAUUAA